Molecule: messenger RNA, 1830 nt
Organism: Penicillium daleae
Lineage: Eukaryota; Fungi; Ascomycota; Eurotiomycetes; Eurotiales; Aspergillaceae
Product: sulfatase family protein
Exons: 4
Coding region: 1-1830 (609 amino acids)
Biological process (GO): phenol-containing compound metabolic process
Molecular function (GO): glycosaminoglycan binding; arylsulfatase activity; N-acetylglucosamine-6-sulfatase activity
Source: RefSeq, a predicted model, not a curated record
AUGAAGCUCCUCACUGCCGUUGCUGGCUUGGUGGUCGCCGUCGAAAGUGCGGCUCUCGCUCCCUUGGGCUCUCAGUUCCAGAAUGCCCCCCAGUCAGUGCUGAGUCUAGGCGAAUCAAAUCCCUCGAAGCCGCCAAAUAUUCUCUUCGUGAUCACCGACGACCAGGACCUCGGGCUGGACUCGAUCUCCUAUACACCGCUGAUCGAGAAGCACCUGCGCCAAAAGGGCACCUUCUUCCGUAAUCACUUUGUGACAACCGCCCUCUGCUGCCCCUCGCGUGUUAGCUUGUGGACUGGUCGUCAGGCGCAUAACACGAAUGUCACGGACGUGAACCCGCCAUACGGGGGAUACCCCAAAUUUGUGGAAAGGGGAUUUAACGAUAAUUUCUUGCCUGUCUGGCUCCAGGAAGCGGGCUAUGACACCUACUACACGGGCAAGCUCUUCAAUGCUCACACGGUCGAGAAUUAUCACAGUCCCCAUGUCAAUGGCUUUAAUGGAUCCGAUUUCCUCAUGGAUCCAUAUACCUAUUCAUACAUGAACUCCACCUAUCAGCGACAUAAAGAGGCUCCCGUGAGCUAUGAAGGACGCCAUACGACGGAUGUCAUUACCGAGAAAGCCCUCGGCUUCCUCGAUGAUGCGUUGGACGGCGAGCGGCCAUUUUUCGUGGCCGUAGCGCCUGUCGCACCGCACUCUAAUGUCGAUCCGCGGAGUAUAGAGAAGGGCAAAGUUUUUAUGACCGCCCCUAUCCCCCUAGAGCGCCAUGCACACCUCUUCCAGGAUGUCAAGGUGCCUCGAACCCCCAAUUUCAAUCCCGACGAGCCGAGCGGGGCCAGUUGGAUUCGCAAUCUACCUCAGCAGAACCAGUCCCAGAUUGACUACAACGAUCAUUUCUACCGUUCUCGCCUGCGUGCUUUGCAGGGCGUGGAUGAGUUGGUCGACUCGCUGGUUUCCCGUCUGGAGGAGAGUGGCCAACUGGACAACACCUACAUUAUCUAUACUUCGGACAACGGGUUCCACAUCGGUCAACAUCGACUGCCACCGGGUAAGACUUGUGGCUUCGAGGAAGAUAUCCGUGUUCCCCUCUUCAUUCGGGGACCCGGGGUUCCAGAAGGCUAUGUACAGGAGUCGGUGACCACGCACAUUGAUCUAGCACCUACCAUCUUCAAUCUGGCAGGAAUUCCACCCCGGUCGGAUUUCGAUGGCACGGCCAUCCCUGUGGUACCUAAUUUUGGUGGAGCUCGGCACGAACACGUCACAGUGGAGUUCUGGGGAAGGGCUGUCAUGGAAGGUAUUCACAGCGAAAUUGGUCCCGGCGGAUCAACUAUGAUUGCAAACAACACAUAUAAAUCCGUCCGUCUUCUAGGAGAAGGGUAUAACCUCUAUUACUCGGUCUGGUGCAACAACGACCAUGAGCUCUACGAUCUUUCGGUAAGUCAUCAUAUGGAGGACAUCUAUGUUUUUAUCUGUCCCGCUAAUAAGCUCCUAGACGGAUCCCUAUCAAUUGCACAACCUGUAUCCCCCAGCAACCAGGAAGAUGGACCCCUUCUACUUGGUCGCAGCUUAACGCAGACUAUUAAUCGCCUUGAUGCGCUACUACUUGUGUUGAAGUCCUGCCAGGGGGUGACUUGUAUCGAUCCGUGGAAUGUUCUCCACCCAGAGGAGUCAGUCCGAAGCCUCCGAGAUGCUUUGAGCAAGGAGCACGACUUAUUCUAUCAAGUGCAGCCACGGGUAUCGUUUGACUGGUGUGAUGCAGGGUACGUUAUCGAAGCUGAAGGCCCUCAGGAGCCACUGACCAGUCGGUAUGGUGUCUCAUGGGAUGUUUGGGUAUAG